UUUUGAUGAGUGUAACCUCACACCCGAUAGAAAUCGAGGGGAUCCCCUCGAUCAAGAUCGUCAAGAAUCUCUCGUCUCCAGUGUAUUUGCGUCGGUUUCCGUGAUGGACGGGGCGACUGGAGCCUCGGAGCGCCAGGGGGAUGCCGGCGGCUCCCGGUACAAGGGGGUGAGGCUGCGGAAGUGGGGGAAGUGGGUGUCGGAGAUCCGGCUCCCGAACAGCCGGGAGCGGAUAUGGCUCGGGUCCUAUGACUCCCCCGAGAAGGCCGCGAGGGCCUUCGACGCGGCACUCUACUGCCUGCGGGGCCGGAACGCGCAGUUCAACUUCCCCGACAGCCCGCCCGACUUCCCGGGGGCCCAGGGCCUCACCCCUCCGGAGAUCCGGGCCGUCGCCGCCCGGUUCGCCAAUGAGAGCUCGGGGCGGGGCGGAAGGAACGACGACGGGCGGGGGCACCGCGCGUCGCCGUCGGCAGCUCGAGGAGGAGACAACGAUGGGAAUGGUAAUGACGGCGGGAGCAACGUCAUGGACUGGUCGUUCUUGAAUGCGUUGGACGACAACGACUGUGCUGGCUCUGGAUUCGGGCUUUACGGUGGACUGGACUAUGCGUGUGGUCACGAGUUGGCGCCUCCGCCAGAAGCAUCGGCAACGACGAAUAACGCAGACGACGAACAAGGGGGUGGUGGCGGCGAGGGUUUUUAUUGUCACGAACCAUCAUUUCUCUGGAACUUCUGAAAAGCUUUUCAGAUGCAAAACUACUUCGGCGAUAUUUUAUCAGUAGCCGGAGGAAACUCAUCUUGUGCUGUCUCUUUUUUUUUCAAAUCUUUUUGCCUUGCGUUGAUUUUUACACGAUGACAAUAAAGAAGUGGAUCAACAUAACAGGUUGCUUUAGGGUUUUUAUCGUUAAUGUUGCAGAACAAGUCCGUCUGUAAGUGCAUACCAUCAUCGUGUAUCAUCGUGUACGUAAAGGUUUCAGACACAAAUAAUGCAGAUACGUUUGCUUGCCUC
This is a messenger RNA of Syzygium oleosum, 1003 nucleotides long. RefSeq names its product ethylene-responsive transcription factor ERF017-like. The record is from RefSeq and is a predicted model, not a curated record. The transcript has a single exon. Bases 104 to 730 code for a protein of 208 amino acids. Gene Ontology annotation, biological process: regulation of DNA-templated transcription. Gene Ontology annotation, molecular function: DNA binding; DNA-binding transcription factor activity. Lineage: Eukaryota; Viridiplantae; Streptophyta; Magnoliopsida; Myrtales; Myrtaceae.